UAGUGAACAUGACAAACAUUAUUGUAGAUACUGAUGCCAAUUUUGCUGCUAUAAUGACCCCCAAUACAGGUUAGUUUUCAUUAACUUGAUAUGGAUUUUGUCCACAAUAUAUCAGAUUCCAUUUUGAAUCUUCAGUGAACCAAGGAAUUUAGUCUUCCAUUGACCAUUGACGUAGUUUUCCUGUUUUUUUUUGCCGACAUGGAAGACCAUUCAGUCGUUUUACAUGUGUUGAAACCUGGUUCCUAUUCAAUAAGGUUGACAGGUUUUUGUAAACACUGAAGAACUCUUGAUUGAUUAGCAACUUUGGACAUAAUGUGAGAGUUUACCGAAGGAAAGAAACAAAAAGGACCGCUGCGUACUCACCUGUGACCAGAAAGUCAGUGAAGAAGAGGAUGCAGCAACCGCAGAAGCCAAUGGGACUGCGGGAGUUGGCCAAUGAGGGCAGGAAGAGGAGACUGCACACCAGUUUGAAGACACACAGCACGGACAUGCUGUCCAACAUGCCGUCCAUGGCUGCAGGUACACACACACACACACACACACACACAUGCAGAUAUCUCAAAACAGGUUUUCUAAUUUAGCCUGGAGGUAUGGGAGUUCAGGAAUGUCCAGCGCUCUGUCGACUCAUUGAAGUAAUCAUGGUUAUUUUGCACUUUUUCUUUAUCUACGCUGUCCUUGCAGAUCAAUACUUUUCGAGUGAACUCUGGACGUUUGUUAGGAGUUUCACAUGCACGCAAACAUCAUCAGCUGUUGGUAAAAAUGGGAUGAAACAGAAUAUUUGGAGGUAACAGUUGAAGCAUCGUAAUCUGUUAUUAGUACAAGCGUGUUUGUUAUGAGUUUUCGUUACCUGUUGCCAUUGGGAACCUUCAGAGACGCAUGUCACUUGUUAGAUCUCCGCAACACCUUCAAGCACUCUUCAACCCUCCCCCCCGCCACCCUUGUGAGCUCCUGCUAAUGACCCACCUCCCCCUCUUCCUCCUCCUUUCUGCGUCCUUCCACUUCUUGUUGCUGCACCUGGCACCAUGUGGAGGCGGGGCGUGGAGGCGGAGCUUAGAGGGCGCAGCGCUGUUUGAACAGGCGAGGAGAGAACCAGUCGGGCGACUCCUAACUAGCAGCUAACAAGCAUGGAGAUGAAGGAGACGAGAGCGUGUCAAGACAAACAAUUAAGUGGGGAAACAUUCAAACUUGUUCAGGCAAGUGCUGCAAAAAAUAUUGUAAGUCUAAGAGGUACGCCUGCAUGUGUUCACUGUUGUUAAAAUACAUAACCGCAUAUCAUAGCAAUCCCCCGAUUAUCACGUAAAUUAUUGUGUGGAAAUAUGGGCUAAUAACUAAUAAAUAAUUAUUAAAUAAAUAAUAAUAAAGCAAUCUUCUCUCGCUAAGUCUACUGCAAAAAAGGUCAGUAAGGAUAAUUCAUAAUGCCGCCUAAAAAGAACAUACUAACUCCUUAUUUCUAAAAUCACAAAUACUUCGACUUGCUGAUAUAGUUCAUCUUCAAACAGUUAAAAUAAUGCAUAAGGCUAAAAAUAACCAAUUACCUAAAAAUGUCAUCCAAUACUUCGCGGCACCAGUAACAACCUUCAUUUGGGCCGAGGAUCGUCCCGUGUCUUGACAGACGGCCAAUCAGAUCCUCCGGGCUCAGCGCAUGUCACAUUUUUUUUGUGUCUACCAUGUGAAAUUUUUGUUCCGUAUCUGUGAGGAUCUUUCAAGAAGUUUCUGUCUUAAGCCUACAACCGGACAUACAAGUUUUUGGCCGUUCGAUUCCUCCCCAUUUGUUUCCCCUUAAUGACGCUUAUUAAAAGACUUUGCCAGCAUGUAGCUUGUAAAUAAGUCACAUAAAUAACAAUAGGCAUUGCAACAGGAAUCAAAUCUAAAUAUAUGUGUACAUAUAUAUUACAAUAGAGACGUAGCAAACAGAGGAAAAUUGGUAAAUUGGUCUAGCAACCUGAAAAAAACAUAAGCACCUCAGUCGAUAGCUCAUCACACACGUGCCCUGUGUGCGAUUUUAAGCAUGGAGACCAGUCGUAGGAGCCCGUACGACCGGUUGUGACAGUUGCUUUACUGCGUCCAACCUCGGUAGCCAUAGCGCACUGUGACAGGCCUUGCCUAUGCAGCUCAACAACAGUUAGCCAUUAAAAGAUCUUGACAGACAAUUACGUUGAAUCCACAUUUUUGCCAAGAUAAAGACUAUUGUCUUAAACGUUUGAUAAGCUGAUGCUAUUUUAAUGCUAGCUUACAAUACAUUUCUUUUUUUGUGCCACUCCCCUUCCUUCAUUUUUCAUUUUGAAUCACUACGGAAAAAUGUUUGAUCAGGAGAGUGUAUUAUGGGGCAAACAGCAACAUGCCCCUACACAUGUACCCAAUUGUAAAAAUCCUAAUAAAACCUUUAUCUAUUUGUAUUUGUGUCAUAAUGGCUACUAAAAAACAAAUAAAUCCCCUAGAACAAUGUUUUUCACCUCGACCUCUCACGUGCAUCACUGAGUCUAUAGGAGGAACGAGGCAAUCAGCUACGUGUUGCCACACGGACCAAUAUUACAUUGCUUACAUUGUCCUUACACCACUCGUCAAAGACAUAAUAUUUGCAGAAAAUAAUUAAUAAAUGUUAAUUAAAAAAAGUGAUAUUGGAUAAUUCCUCACGGCACACAAGUGUGUAUUCACAGUGGUUGAAUAUCACUCCACUUUGUUUAGAAAUCUGAUUUUACACAGUCCUAAUCGUGCCUAUAAUGAGAAUAUUCACGUGGACGCAGCAGCAGCGCCAUCUUGUGGUAAGUACCGCCCUAUACACACAGACACUAAAGGUAAACGAUGCUGAAAAUGUUGCUAUCUAUUCGAUACCAAGUAAAUACAGGGGCGUUAUUACUGAUAGUGAUGUCGAUGCUUUUAUUUGACUAAGAUUUAAGAUAAUUAAUUGAUUUUUUGAUUUUACCUUUAAUUUAUUAAUGGUGGAUAAAUAAAACAGGCUUUACAAAGGCAUCGAUGUUAUUGAUAAGAGGUAGUAUCGGUAUCGGCUCAAUAUGGAAGUGAUGGGAAGGGUUUUUUAAUAUUGUGUUGUUUAUAUUGUUAUUUCCUGUUAUUUGGGAUGAUUUCAGAACACAAGAUGGGCUUUUAGACAAAAAAACUAAUAAUUUGCUUUUGUUUACUUUCUUUAUUUUGCUGUGUCAUUUUUUAAAUAAUUUUUGUAAAAUAUUUGUCCUGUUUUAUUGUGAUUAUAAUAAUAAUCAGCAAAUUGAAACGCCAAAUCAUUGAAUAUGCUUGAAAAUAUAUUUUAAAAAAGGAUCUAUCAUAAAUAUUAUUUUUUAUAUAUAUUUUUUUAAAUAUUAUCUAUUAUAUAUUAACACAGAAGCGCACUGAACAACAUCGAAGUUGUCGCUCAAGUUUGUCGCCGAUCCUGAUGUCGACACCAUCGGUAUGUGUAUGGACCCGCCUCCCCCUCUAAACGCACACACAUCGAAUAUGGAGCAAAAAGCAUUGCCUGUCCAAAAAGCGUCCAAAUAAAAAGGCAUGAAAUGGGUUAAAAAAAGGAGUGCAGUCUACUGUGGGGUUCUUCUCCUGCAGGACCCAGAAGUGAACAGCAGGCGACCCGGAAGGCUUGAAGGUUGGGAAUCGAGCAGGAAAAAAAAAAGCAGAGAAGACUCCAAUCCUUUGCGAGGGGGAAGAAAAAAAAAUCAUCUUUCAGAAUGGCUGAACCUCGCUUCAACAGUCCCUAUUUUUGGCCCCCGCCUCCUGCCAUGGCUGUCAGCCAGCUGAUGGCGGAGAAGAUCCGAGCGCCCCAUCCGCCCGCCUCAACCCUCCCUUCCCAGCACACCUUGCUGACGCCCCCCAGCCAAGAGGACGGCGGCCAGCAUGAGAUGUCCAAAGCCCAACAGACGCCAGGUCUCAACCGGCCGUCUCAGGGGGACGUGGUCCUGCACGCCAGCCCUGCCCGGCCUGCCUCCAGCUCGCUUACAGGCCGUGUUCUUGGGGACGUAAACUUGAACCUCGAUGACAAGGUGGCGAUUAAAGCCAGAGGAUUAUGGGAGGACUGGCGUCAGCUCAUAGACCAUCCUGCAAGGACAAACCACCUGUCAGGUGUCUCCCUCGCCUCCCGAACAGGAAACCUCAGCAACUCCGAGGUCACCACCCCUACGACGCCGUCUCCCAGCAGCCCCGCCCGGCUAGUGGGCGGCGCUUCCACACCGCACCUCCUCUCGGGCUUCCCCGGUCCUCACGGAGUGGAGCCAGCGAGAACCAACGGCGGUCUCCUGGGUCUCCUCGGCGGGUCGAAGCCGAGAGAAGGACGCAGAAGAAUCAAGGCGGAGAACGGCUCGUCGCUGCUGGUGGUUCCGUACCCCAUCAUGGCGUCCAGCAACGACCAGUCCUGCAUUACCAUCACUGCCAAAGAGAAGACAUACAGGUGUAAAGUGUGCCCGCUGACUUUCUUCUCCAAGUCGGACAUGCAGAUCCACUCCAAAACGCACACGGAGGCCAAGGCAUAUAAGUGUCCUCAUUGCACCAAAACCUUCGCCAACGCUCCCUACCUGGCCCAACACCUGCGCAUACACCUGGGCCUCAAGCCGUAUCGCUGCUCCUACUGCGAAAAGAGUUUUCGCCAGCUCUCACACUUGCAGCAGCACACCAGAAUCCACACGGGGGAUCGGCCAUAUAAAUGCUUCCAACCUGGAUGUGAGAAAGCCUUCACUCAGCUGUCCAAUCUGCAGUCUCACCAGAGGCACCACAACAAAGACAAACCCUUCAAGUGUUCCAACUGCUACCGGGCCUACUCGGACUCAGCCUCACUGCAGAUCCACCUGUCGGCCCACGCCAUCAAGACCGCCAGGGCCUACUGCUGCAGCACGUGCGACAGAGCAUACACGUCGGAGACCUACCUCAUGAAGCACAUGUGUAAACGCUCAGCGAUCCAUCAUGGGGGGCCACGUCACCCCGCUGAGCGCAGGGCAGACCCUGCCCAUCACCCCCGCACCGAUUCCUCUGACCUGGGCGCCUCCAUUUUGUCACGACAUCACCUUUCUCUCGCCGUCUAAUAUCAUGGACUUUAAAGGCACUGAGGGACCUUUAAGAGUACUCGUGUGUGAAUAAUAAUCAUAAUUUGGACAGUCCAAAUGUGUCGAAUGAGCACUUUCAGGUCUGAAAACGACAGACUUAAAAAAAAAAAAAAAAUACAAUGAAAUCAUUGUGUAACUUCACAGCAAGUGUUAUGUGCAAGAUAUUUUUAAAUCUAUUGUAAUGUACCAGAUUGUGUUUUUUUAUACGCUCCCUAACUUUUGUAUGCUGGUAAGAUACUGUAGAAAGGCUUUAGAAAUAGUCCUCAAUCAUGAUGUCUGUCUGUGUAUGCAGUUAUUAUUAUUCAUGUCAUAUUCAUGUUUUAUACCAUGACUGUCCAUUCACCUAUACGGGAGGAUGCAUUUUCAUGUGUAGAUGGUGCAUUCAAACUGCCUUGUGUGUCCUAACAAUGACAACGACAAAAAUAAUCAACAUAUUAUUGUCAUUUUUUUUUUAAGAAUAAAAUAAUAACUUCCAGAAUUGCCUUUUUUAUGUUUCAGUCAGGGCAGCACGGCAGU
Doryrhamphus excisus (bluestripe pipefish) is the source of this 5555-nucleotide messenger RNA. RefSeq names its product zinc finger protein 362a (gene znf362a). Lineage: Eukaryota; Metazoa; Chordata; Actinopteri; Syngnathiformes; Syngnathidae. Gene Ontology annotation, biological process: regulation of transcription by RNA polymerase II. Gene Ontology annotation, molecular function: DNA-binding transcription factor activity, RNA polymerase II-specific; RNA polymerase II cis-regulatory region sequence-specific DNA binding. The record is from RefSeq and is a predicted model, not a curated record. Gene Ontology annotation, cellular component: nucleus.